AUGGCAGUGCCUGAGUUAAAGCUAAAACUAUUGUGUCAUCCAAGAGUUGACACAAAAUCUCGUGUAUCCGAUGAUGUACUUUUGCACCCUUGCGACAAUCACGGAAUUUUACCUGGUAAUGUAAUUGAAUUAAAGCACCCAGAUGUUCCUCAGCCUACGCUUUUCCUUGUAAAAUCAUUGCGUGAAGAUUUUCAACACAGAGAUGCUAUCAGUAUUGAACAAUCACUUGCUCAAUCGCUAAAAUUGCAACCCUACAAAACAGUUUCCGUGCGUGUAGUCUUUAAGGAGAAAAAUACAAUUGUUCAGCGCAAUACGAUGGUAGAGUUUGGUGUUAUGAGGGGUUAUGUUGGUGAAUUGUGGCGCAACGGGGAAUUACUGUCCUGUGGAUAUAUCUCUGAUCGAACGAAAAUAAUUUUCCGCUCUUCUUCAGCCACAUACCAUAUAUUUAUCCAAAUGAGCAAAGAGAUGUGGAACUUUGACGAAUUUGGUGACUUACUAUUCGAAAAGAGCAUUAAGUUUCUUCGUGAAUUAGUAUUGAAAUCAUGGAUGAAUUCUUUUUGCACUCAUGAUGUCACCUUGGUCCUUGCCACACGGGCUUUCAUUAGUGCUCCGGCCAUUGAAAUUCCAGCAAAAAGUAUCUUUUCGAGAAAUUCAGAUGGUCAAAUUUAUGCGGAUUUCUAUAAGCAAGUUUUGUUUUCCUUUUAUUUAUAUUUUGUUAUUUUGCAAACGGAGAGGUACUCUCAUGAGGAAUGGAAAAGGAGUUUUUCUCAACUUAUGUUGGCUUUUAAGCGCUAUCAAAGUGAUAUAAGAGACUUUUUACUAAAAUAUCUUCCCGGAGUAAUAGAUCCCUCACAUGUCUCUAUUCGUUUGUCAUCUUCAAGAGAAACAAAUCUUCUAGAAAGCCUGAACUUGGUUCUCUCUGACUAUGAAUGCUAUAACGUGGACCGAAAAUUUGAUCAGACAGGAAAAGCCUGCAUUAUGAUCUCCUCGGGUUGUGGAGUAUUUGAUGCCAGCCGCGAUAUGGUUUCUUUUACCAAACAAAGGACUUUAGAUCUCGGUGUCACCGUUGAUUUGGUCUGCUUGGGUCAUCAGCCUCUACAUGCUGUUCCCCUCUUUAUUUGUAGAGAUUUUGAAAAUCCUGAAAGUCCGGAGGUGUGUAUUGUACCGCAUUGGUUGAAUCACUCAUACUUCCGUUCCUCUCGUGAAAUUUAUGCCUUAAAUCACACGGAAACCGUAACUAGGAUCAAUGUGAAGGCCAUGAGAAUUGCCAGUCCUCAACAUUCAGUGAAAACGGAUGAAGAUCAAAUAGUAGGCCGUAAUGAACCACAUCUCCCAUUGUAUCAUCGCCUACGAAGGCAGACUAUUACUUCAGUGAUUUUACCAGAUCAGAUUGAAAGUUCACGCCAACGUACCCUAUCUUUUAAUGACGGCUUGCUCAUUCAAAGCUCCGUGGUUAUGGUUGAAAGACCAAUGGAAGGAGCUAUUAGUGCCUCUGAGAUUGGAAGCUAUGACAGCGUAUCUUCAACUCAUGUAGGAUGGAAUAUAACAGCUAAUCUGCGAUCACGAACACAAAGCAGCCUUUGCAGUGAACAGCAUAGCCCAUUCUCUGGAAACGUCGCUGGUGUUGAUUUAUUAUCUGAGAAGCCCUCUUGGAUGAAUCUUUAUGGUCAUUCUGAUGUCGAAUCCACUUAUUCAAACGCAUUUUUCUCACGUAAUAUUCCAACUUUGGCAGAAGGUCCAUUCCGUCGGAGAAAUCAGGUAGUCCGGCAUAAGGAUCUCUCAUGCUCCUGUCAAAGUGGUUGCGGUAGCGGUGGAGAAGCGAAUUUGCCGCAUCGUAGUCUUGUUUCUCAUCCUGGAAAAACUGUGAUUGAGUGCCCAUCGUCUAUUGGAGUCGCUGCUGAGUGUUCUGCCUCGUCAUGGCAACCCGCCUGUGGUGGUGAAGGAGUAGCACGACAUCUGCCUCUAGCUUCCAGUCGAAGAUCCACAACUAAAAAGUCUUCUUUUCGGGUUAAAUCGACCGCUGCAGCAAUCAUGGGAGCAGCUUUCCGAACUUUCCCUUUUGGCAUUCAUCCCCAGAUCUUUGGUUUGAAUAAAACUGUUAGUCAACGCAGAUUGGCCUACUUACAUACUGCGGUCCAAAGAAUGCAUCUGAUUAAGUAUGGGAAAACACAAUGCAUGCAACUUCUCGAGGGCCUACGACCAAAGAUUAACUUAGCCAAGGUUUAUUUGCCUUUAUUUCUUUUUUUUUUCUACAUCUUCCCUCAUCCAGUCGUGUUGAGAGUACAUAGGGUACAUAGGUUACUUUCCAAUUUUUUUAUAAACGCCUGCACACUAUUCUUUAGAGGAAUAAGCUGA
This is a messenger RNA of Rodentolepis nana, 2355 nucleotides long. The record is from the annotation of a GenBank genome assembly. NCBI's taxonomy places the organism in Eukaryota, Metazoa, Platyhelminthes, Cestoda, Cyclophyllidea, Hymenolepididae.